UUAGAUUAUUGACAGAUUCUAUGCUAAUAGUUGAGGAGCCUGGUAGUGGAUUUUCUUAUGGCGAAACGUGACAGCUGUCGAGUUGUUCGCGAUUUAAUCGUGAUUUGUAAGAUGUAUUAGAAACAGGAAUUAUUAUUUUGCUUGCUAAAGAGGAUGUAAGCGUCAUCAGGAUACUCUCAGGUAUUGGAUUAUAAGUGACAGUAAGUGAGAAUGUUUGAGGGCGUUGUGUCGUACCUUCUCAACAAGGUUCUCGGGAAGUAUGUACAGAACCUGGAUGCGGCCAACCUCCGUGUCAGCAUCUUCAGUGGAGAUGUAGAAUUGCGGGACCUGAAGCUGAAGACAGAGGCCUUGGCUGAGCUAAAACUUCCAAUUGAAGUUAAGGCAGGAUAUAUAGGUUACAUCAAGGUUGACAUACCAUGGACAGGCCUGUUCUCAUCGAGUGUCAUUGUUAAUGUUGAGGAUGUAUACUUGUUGGCUGGACCGAUCAGCGACCGUGUGUACAACCCAGAACAGGAACGCGCCCUGCAGAAUGCCAUCAAGAGGGAGAUACUGGACUCCCUGGAACUAUCAAAACCUGCUGGUCCCUCUAUGAGUGAAGACCCUGGUUUCCUUGAGAAGAUGUACACAUAUGCAAUCAACAACAUGCAAGUGUCUGUGGGGCGUGUCCACCUGCGCUACGAGGACACGAUCACCAACCCUGACCACCCGUUUGCCUGCGGAGUCAUGCUGAAACACAUCUCUGCUUACACCACGGACUCCAAGUGGCUGCCAGCACAGAUGGACAAUGCUGCCACCAUUAUACACAAGCUGUUGGAGAUGCGUGAGUUGUCAGUGUACUGGAACCCCUACAUCCCCGAGCAGCACCUUGUACGCACCCGAACAAACACUGAUGGCUGGAGGAAUAUGUUGAUGCAGGCCAUUCUAAAUCACAGAAUUAUGGAGGAGGACUUUGAUUUCAUUGUUGAGCCGGUGUCUGCAGAGGUUCGUCUUAUCAUCAGCCAGGACAACAACCUUGCCAUCCCAAAACUCUUCACAGACGUCACCUUGGAGGACAUUGAAAUCUUGUUGUCCAGGCAACAGUUCCUGAACAUUCUGAGCCUGAAGGACUCGUUCCAGAUGAUGUCUGUGAACCAGAAGUAUCGAAAGUACCACCCAAAUGUGCCGCUCAAGAUCAGCCCGCGCUCCUGGUGGGUGUAUGCAUACACAGCUGUUGUUGAGGAGAGGAUCAGGCCGUACUCCUUUGAGAGGAUCAAAGCCCACAGAGAGAAAUACAGAGAGUACAAGAACCUGUACAGCAAGUAUCUGAGUAACCGAGAUGAUAAAGACAUCACUGAAAGGCUUGCAGAGCUAGAGGGAGGUCUGGAUGUGGCCAACAUUGUCAUGGCCAGGGAACAAGCCAAGGAAGAGUUUGCCCCAGAGAAGAUAGUGAAGAAGAAGAAGCCAAGCGGCUGGUUUUCCUGGCUUAGCAAAGACGAGGAGGAGGAAGAGGUGGAUAUUGACCUUGAAACCACACCUACAAGUUGGAUGUCCAAGCUGUCAGAGGAGGAGAAAGCAGAGCUUUACCGAGGUAUCGGGUAUGAUGAAAAUGCCAACAUCAAGAAAGCACAUCAGUACAAGGUACAAGUGAACCUGAAGAGCUGCUGUCUGUCUCUCGUAAACUACAGCAAGAAGAUCCUGCAGAUGACUGUAACACAGAUGCUCGCUUCAUUGGAGACACGCCCUGGGAACAACGCUUACAGAUUGUCCUGUAACACAGAGAGUUUCACUGUUGAGGGUGCCUCCAUUGAACAUGAACUGAUUCCAAUCGUCACUUCAGAUGUCAAUGUCUAUGCCCCGUCAGUGAACCAGGUGUUCACUCUAGACUUUGAGUCCCAGCCUCAGUAUGUGGAGGCUGACUUCUCCCUCAAAAUGAACGUACAGCCUGUAGAAGUGGUCUAUGAUGAGCACUCUGUGUGUGAGGUACGGGCAUUCUUCCAGCUGCCGACACGGACCCUGGACAUGCGGGCAGUUGCCAUGGAAACAGUCCAGGGUGUGGCCAACAUCAGUCAGGCGGGGCUUAUCUAUGCCAUACAGAAACACAAGACUGUGCAUCUAGCAGUCCAGAUGAAGUCACCAUAUGUAGUGAUUCCUGAGUUUGGCACCCUACACAGGGGAGGGAAUGUGCUGAUAGCAGACCUGGGAAUGCUACAGAUAAAAAGUGAACUACAACCUAAAGAUGCCGCCUUGGAGUACGGUAACCUGUCAGAGUCAGAGAUAGCGGCCCAUCUGUAUGACCAGUUCACAGUGAAUAUUACCAACGUCAAGGUUCUCCUCGCAGACUCUGGUGAUGACUGGCACACUGCCCAGAUCCAGCCCACCUCCAAGUAUCACAUCCUGCCUAGCAUGAAGCUCACUGUGGACUUUUACAACUCUGUCAAACCAAGCUACAAACAACUGCCACAACAAAAGGUGAUAACAACCUUGCCCACAUUUGAGGUGAGCAUCUCCGACCACAAGCUGCUGGUAUUGUGGAAAUUCUACAACAACUUCACAGUGACGUCCAGCGCCAGCAUGCACCACCUUGGGGAUGACAUGGUGGACGGGGCACCUGCCACUGACCUCUACACACUGUGCACUAAAACCACUAUGGUAUCCUCAAAGGAACGAAAAGACCCCAAUGAGCUCCAGCUGGAUCCAAACAUGGCCACACUGAGGUCCAUGAAGCAGAGCAUUCUGGGACGCAGGGUAGUUGACAAGUCAAAACGCAAGCCCAAAUUACCUAGAUUAGUCUCUGAUGAGGUAGACAUUCCAUAUGAUGAUGAACAAGAGGAAACAAAGACCUUGCUGCAAAAAUAUGAGGAAGUGAAACCAGUAGACGACAUAUCAUCACACCACAACACAGCAAACAUUGUGGUGCGCGUAAUUGUUCGCGAGGUGGUUAUUCACUUGUCCAAGGUCCUGGAUGGAGAGGAGAAUCCUUACCUCAUGUUCCGGGCUGACCGACUCCGCCUGGACGCUGCGAUGACAGAGUAUGGGCUGUGUGGGCAUGCCAGUCUUGGGGCUAUUCAACUGGUUGACAAGAUCCAUGUUGGAACAUCUGGGGCAUAUAUGGAACUUAUGAGUACCAAACCUGGCACAGACCUUGUCUCUAUUCUCUAUAGACAGGUGUCUCCAGACUGCCCAGAUUUCUCCAGCACAUACAGCAGUGUAAGGCAGGCUGUGAGGUUGCAGUUUGAGACACUCAAUGUGCUGGUGGACCAGGGGGCCUUCAUGCACCUCCGCACCUACCUCGAGGGCAUCACAUCCAGUAUGCAGACUGCAGACAUGAUGCGCAGUAGCAGCACAGCAGCCUCCUCAAGCAUUACCACGGCAACAGAUGCCCCUGGGAAAAACAACAAACAGGCAGACAGUCCAGUUGAUGAAACUGUAGAUGAAAGGGGGACUGUACAGUGGAAUAUUCUGUUUGACCUUCAUGAUGUGUGUGUGACCUUGGCUGACAACAACAGCAAGAUUGCAGAAAUACAUAUCAAAGAUCUGCGAGGUCACGGGCUCCAGCGUAGAGAGAAGCUUGUAUUACUGGGCAGCCUCAAGGACAUUGAUGUGAAGGACUGCUCACAUGGUGCUCUGUAUCGUGAUAUAUUGAUGUUGGAGGACAGAGAUGGACACCUUUGUGAAUUCUCAUUCGUACAGUACAGUCACACAGACAGCCUGCCAAGUGACAACAGGCGGAGUCCCCAGCCCCACAACUACACCCUUACCCUACGUGUCGGACAUGUGCAGUUGGUCGCCCUUGGAAAGUUUUACUGGGAAAUCAUGAGGUUUACAGAGCCUCUAGUGAGCCCAGAGGUGAAGGACACAGCAGCAGUUGCCCUCAUGUCUGUCUCCAAACAGGUUGGAACUUUCCACGAAGAGAACAGAAGAUUUGGUUUAAAUGUUACCAUGGUGACCCCUACAAUUCUGAUCCCCAUAAAGUCAGACUCCCCAGACUUGUUGAUCCUGAAGUCAGGUGACCUGCAUGUACAGAAUGAGUUUGACUUCACUGAUGUAGGGCAGGGGCUGAAACAGGAGUGGAACCAUGUCUAUGUCUCCCUCUCUCGUGUGCAGCUCAGCAGGGCGGAACUUUCCCGCGCAGAUGAAACAUUUAACAUUGUGAGCCACAUUCUGGAGCCGAUGACUUUCCAGACAGAUGUACGCAUUGCUCUUGAGCCAGAGAUGGCGGAUGUACAGACAGACAUGACUUGUAGCCUGGGGAAGGUGCGCUGCUCCAUGACAUGUAGAGACUUACAGGUCAUCAUGGCAACAUUGCAGGUCAACUGGGCUGAGGGGGCAAUGGCAAUUGACCCAGAGCCCACCAGAAGAAUGCCCCUUGUAAGCCAGUCCAGUCUGGAGUCGGGCACUGUUGUCAUGGCUUCAUCAACAACAAACAAGAAGACGGCCACCUCUGUGCUGUUCACUCUGGAGGGAAUGGAGCUUUGUUUGACACAAGACACAAAGGAGGGUGAGAAUGCAGACCUGUCUCGGUUGUUAAUGGGAAAGAUCAGCGGUACAGCCAGUCUCCAUGGUGAUGGGGAAACCAAGGUCACGGUUGCCCUGGAAACACUCGCAGUCAUCAACACAAAACCUAACACAACGCUGGUCGAGAAAAGAGUGCUGUACUAUAACAAGUCUCGGGUGGACAUUGACGGUGACCUUGACCGACCCCUGGUGUCCAUCAUAUACAAGGUUAGCGGGGAUGGUAACCAGAAAGCUGACAUAAUGAUGGAGAAGGUGACCAUCAACAUUCAGAUCCCAUAUAUCCUGGAGUUGUCUGACUUUUUCACCUGUGCACUUACCUCCCCUGUCAGCCCAGCCCCACCGCAGGACAGCCUCAUCCCAGGUCCCCUCCCUGCACUUGUGGUGGAUGGGGGCCCGGUUAUGACAGUGUAUUGCUCCGUGAAGCAGCCUGAGUUGGUCAUCCUGGCAGAUCCAGGCAGCAACAGCAGCAGGAUCAUCGUCAUAAAUGCAGAUAUUACGUUUGACUUCACGUCGAGUGCAGUAGAGCAGAGGCUUUCUUCCAAAGUGAGCAUGCUACAGAUGUUCUCCAGUAUCUAUGGAAAAGCAAGUGAACACAAGUCUAAGAUGUUGUCUCCGUGUGAGAUGGAGUUUUCCCGAGAAUACAAUGUGACCAACAACAAGCUGGAUAUGGCAGUCAAGAUGAAGAAAAUCUAUGUGCACUUUACCCCACCCAACAUCCGACUGCUGCGUGAUGUAAUAGAGAUUCUACAACAGUCCUUUGCUCAGUCAUCUGAGUCUUUGUCUGAAGACACAACAGUGCCGGAAGUGAAAGACAUGUGGAAGAUUAAGCCCAUCACACCCGAAAAGUGGAUUGAGAAAUACAAUGAUGGUGAGAGUGUGGCCCCGAUGUUUGGCCCUGCAGAGGCCCCAAUAGAGACUAUGACUGUUGAUGUAGAGGAAGUGUGUGCCUUCUUCGAGGUGGAGAAUCUUGACCAGACUGCACCCCUUCUCUGCGUACGAACCUCCAUUGACAUGAAGCUCACAAACUGGACAAAACAGAUGAGGAUGCUGACAGACCUGGAGCUGGAUGUGUGCUACUAUAACGAGAGGCUGAGUGUGUGGGAGCCCCUUAUAGAGCCCAACAUGGUCCAGGAGGGUAAUUACGAGCCCUGGGCGCUCAAAAUACAGAUGUUCCAAGCCCAGAGUUUCCCGAUUGUGUGUAGCUAUGACGAUGACGGAUUGGACAUGCCAGACGGAAUCCAGGCGGAUGUACAGAACCUGAUCAGCAGGAGUCAGUUCCGCUCCAGCAGCAGCGACAAUGAUGCAGACGAAGAACUUGACUCGCCCAAUGAAAUGACAAUCCUGAGACCUAAAAUUACCCGCAGGAAAAUGAGGAUUGCCAGUGAUAAGAGCUAUGAAUCGCUUAGCCGCCAUAGUAGUGUACAAGGUGAAUCUGACUCAGAAAACGAGAGCCUUAUUCACACAAUCACUAGCAAACUGGGUAGCAUUUUCAACACUGACAGCAGUGAGGAUGCUGAUGUUAGCGAGACCGAUGAUAAUGAUGACUCCGUAGACUGGACACUUGAUAAACCCAUCUUUCUAACGCCACAGGGACCAGUCAAGUUUCGGACUGGCCCGGAGCACUAUGACGAUGUGGAUGGAGGGUUGGUUACCAUGGAGACAGAGGGUGAGGAGGUGUCUCCCGGCAGCAUGUGCACUUACAUGGUCCUAUCGUCCCCAGACAAACUUCUACUCAAUGUUACACCACCUGCCAUCAAUGUAAUACAUGACGUUAUGCAGGCCCUUGACAAGACCCAACCAGAGGGUCUGAUGGAUAUCAGAAAACUUCCAGCCUUUGAAAUGUUUAACAAGACUGGACUGGAUGCUGAUAUUGUUGUCCAUAAAAGUGUCAAGGUGCACAGUGACUAUGUACACAUGUGUCAAGUGUGUCACCCUGGCGAUAUGAGAUUGUCGGCCCCACCAACUGAUGACAUCAUCACUGAGGAGCCAGAGGAGGAAGAGGAAGAUGAUGUUGAUGGAGCCUCACUCAGCAGUCAGAAGCGCCCCCUUACAUUUGUGACGCAGACUUUGGCUGAUGCCGGGCACACAUUGGUCAGUGCGGGGGCAUUCGUGUUUGAUGAUGAUGUCUUGUUUGGCACCCAGAUAGACAAGGAUAGCAUUCAGAUUCAGGUCAGUGGGUUUGAACCGACAUCCAGUCUGUUGAUGAACCGUGCCUGCAGACGACUGGUCAGCCUCAACCCAAAGCAGGAGGAACUAGAUAAUGGUUGUCGCUACUGGGUGGUGUUUGAUGUUGACUGUCUCCAUAGUCACCGCACCGUAACCUUCCAGUCUCCACUCCAGGUGUGGAACAGCCUAACGACAGCGGUGGAUGUGCUGGUUCGUGUUGCUGACCUCUCCAGAUUCCCAGUGUCCAACCUCCGCCCUAUCCCUGGGGACGAGUUUGUCAAACUGGGGACUGUUGCUCCCGACGAUGUCUUCCCUGUCCCUCUCUUCCCAGCAUUCCAUUGUGCGCUAUUUAUAGCACCUUCUGAACUCUCAUAUGAGAACACGAGCUCUAUUUGGUGGCAAGACUUGGUUCAUACCAAAGACAGACAGACGUACCUGUCCUGUCAGUCAACUACAGGCGAUAAACCGUUCAACAUCAGGGUUUGUCUGGAGGAAGGUGAACCCCUGAGGCCGCCCCAGAUGUUGACCCGGACAGUGCCCUACUAUACCCUCAGUCUUCUGCCCCCUGUAGUGCUUCACAACCAUCUACCAUAUGACCUGCAGUUUUCACUCGAGAGUAGUGAGAACUCGAUCAGUCUCACACACGGAGAAAACACCCCACUGUACAAUGUCAACAUGAACCAGACGUACAAGCUCAACCUCUUUGUGUCUGACUACAUGACAUGUGACUGGCGGGGUACACUGGACAUCACCCGGGAGAUGGAAGAGUUCAAGGCCGUCUCCAUGGAUACCGACCUUGACCCUGACAACAACAACAAGCACCUGUCACUGGGUAUCCACUGUGCAGUGAACAAGACCUGGAACCUCUACAUAUACUCACCGUACUGGAUUGUCAACAAGACAGACCUGUCAUUCCAAAUAAGGGGUUCAAUGUCAGAUGUUGCCUUGGAGUGUCAGCCAUCUGGCUAUCCACAACUAUUUAGAUACAAGAAAAAUAAGCGGAAAAAGGCAAAACUCCGUGUUUACGAGUCAAACUGGUCUCACGCAUUUUCCCUAGACACUGUCGGCAACUCUGGGGUCGUUGAGUGUCUUGUUGCCCAGAGACACAGAAAAUACACGUUCAUGGUGCAGUGUCAGUUGUCAAAGUUAAAGCUGACAAAGAUAAUCACGGUGCUUCCGUUCUUCCUGGUCGUAAACACUAUCCCAAAGCCUCUCCGCUACAUGGAAGAAAACAAGAACACCGACCUCUGGUUUGACCUCGCCCCCAAACAGUGUUCCCCAUUCUGGCCAGUGACUGAAUGUUUCAACAUGUAUGUGAAGUAUGAGCGCAGUAAUGUGGUAUCUCAGCAUUUCCCAUUUCGGACCUCACAUAACACAGUUCUCAGAAUGGAGAAUGGGACGGCAGUGUGUGUGAAUGUGUCAGGUGGCACCCAGAGCCCUAUAACCAUACAGUUCAGCUCGUACGAUGUCGGUGACGCACCAGUUCGUGUAGAGAACCUUUGUGAGGACGUCUUCAUCAAGGUCCACCAGAAGAACCAAAGCCAGACGACAGUGUUGUCUUCUAACCAGUGUAUCCUUUAUACCUGGGACGACCCCACGUCUGAGCGUACUCUCAUGUGGAACGUGUACGGUCGCAGUAAACUAGACUACCCUGCCGCCAUCAUGAAGGAUGGGUACGGUAAUGUGAACCUGAAGUUGAAGUCUCUAAAGGCCACAGGGACAUUUGACUAUGUAGAUGCUCCCGACGCCAACACUGACAGUAGUCCAGAAGAUGAGUCAGAUGAGACAGACGGGCUGGUGGGUAGCCUCGAUACCUCGCUGAUCGGGAAAACUCGGAGCGACAAACUCGUUAUAUACUGGGUAUCAUACCUGGACAACAAGCAGAGAGUGCUUCUCUUUACUCAGGAUGAAAGGGUCGCUAAAGGGGCCAGACAGGCCCACGUACAGGGGAUUGAUAUUCCACAUGAGCGCGGGGUGUCCCAGAUGAACGAGGCAGAGCAGGCAAACCUGGUAGUAUUUAUCUCCCUUGAUGGGGUGUGUGUGUCAGUCAUCAACAAGGCAUACGAGGAGGUUGCACUGUUGAGUAUUUCAUCACCCCCGGCGACCUGGGAGGUGGAAGUGAACAGAUGGAAAAUGUUGAACGUGGAGCUUCAGACUUGGCUGGAGGACCAGUGGAGGAACCAGCAGCAACAUGCCAGCCUACAGGAACAGUUUGAGGCUGACCUUGUCAAGAUGCAGAUGUUGAAGCCAUACAUGGGGGCUCUGAGGCGGAGCUACAGCCCAGGCCUGUGGUUUAACUUCCGCCGGUCCCAGCACCAUGUCUCCCUCCAUGCCCGUGUUCAGAGGAUCCAGUUGGACAACCAGUUACCUGAUGCGUACUUCCCCACGGUUCUCCACCCAUGCCCCAUCCCCGUGUAUGUGCUGAAGAAAAAGGGACAGAAACCCUUUAUAGAGUUUGGGAUGAUGAGACGCACCGUGCCAGAAAACAAUGUGGACACAUUCAGGUAUGUGAAGUGUUUGGUCCAGGAGUUCAACUUCAAGGUCGACAAGGGAUUCAUCCUCUCUCUGUACGACGUAUUUGCUCUCAUGGUCGCUGACUACACAUCAGAGAGUGUCCAGCUGCAGUCUGACCUGAUGUUUACCCAGAAGUCUCUACAGGAAGUUGCUGCUGUCAUGAUCCAUAGCAACCAGGACAAGAUGUUCUUUGAAUACCUCAGACUCUCUCCAAUGAAGAUGCACAUCAGUUUUUCCCUGAACGGCACACCCCACAUGUCCCAGGAGAAUCAGCCCACAAUCGUCUCCGAUAUUAUUGAUUUUCUGCUUGGUUCUGUCGGGGCAACCUUCACAGAGAUGAAGGACGUUGAACUCAAGAUGGCGUUUUUCGAGGUAAAGGGUCAGUCUCUGUCGUCGGGCCAGCUGAUGACCCAGGUGAAGUCCCACUACACCCAUCAGUUCAUACAACAGGCUUAUGUGCUCAUACUGGGGCUUGACGUCCUAGGGAACCCAUAUGGUCUCAUCAAGGACUUCACCCAGGGAUUUGGGGACCUCUUCUACGAACCAUUCCUGGACUCUGUGCAGGGUUCCGAUGAGCUGUCAGAGAGCCUGGUGCGCGGUGUACACAGUAUGCUUGGAAACACUGUCGGCGGGGCUGCUGGAUCAGUAGCCCGUAUAACAGGGUCAGUGGGUAGUGCCUUGGCAGCUCUCUCCCUCGACAAGAACUACAAAAUGAAGCGGCGUGCUGUAAUGCAGCAGAGGCCGUCCAACCUGCCCCUGAGUCUAGCCCUUGCAGGGCGAGGCUUUGUCAUGGGGGUGUGUCUGGGACUGUCAGGGGUCAUCCUUGACCCAAUACGAGGAGCCCAGGAGGAAGGUGUUGAGGGUUUUUUCAAGGGUAUAGGCAAAGGGAUUAUGGGGCUGCUGACCAAGCCCACUGGCGGGGUGUUUGAUAUGGUCAGCAUGGCCUUCGAUGGCAUGCAGAGAGCUGCGGAAUUGGAAGGAGCUGUCGUCCACCGGAUGAGAAAGCCAAGAUUCAUCAACAUGUACCUGGGUCUGCGGCCAUACUCUGGUCACCAGGCAGUAGGGGCCAACCUGCUGUUGACAGUGAAUAAGGGUCAGUUUGCCAAAACUGACACAUACUGGGCCCACGCCCAGCUCAGCCCUGGGGAUAGGGCAGACGUCCUCCUUAUCACAACCAGGCACAUUGUGUUGCUAGGGAAGCACCGUUGCUGGGGCGGCUGGGAUGUUGAGUGGGAAGUGAAACUGGAGAGUAUCCUUGGUGUUCCCGCGGUAACCAGCAACAAACUUAUAUUCAAAGUCAAACAGGAUGAGAACAGCAUGAACGUGUUUGCGGGUGGGGAGCAAGAAAUCUCAUGUGAUGAUCCAGAUCUGUUGCUAUGGUUACAACAUAGAAUAGAGAAUCUUAUCAAAUACAGACAGAGGUGAAAAAGACAGCUUUUAAUCAGUAUAAAAGAAUGACAUUUCCAGUUAAUUCUGAGCCAGUAUGUUUACUUUUAUAUAUAGUAGAAAUGACACAACACUCCAGUCAUGUGAUAUGUUUACAAGUGGGACCAGAUAUACAUAUGUUCAUGUAAAAUGGUAUUUAUAUAAUAGCAUUAUUCUUUAUCUACAUGUUUUUAAAUAAAAUCCAUAAUGCCAUAUCAUGCUUACAGUAUGUAAAGUUGUAAUUGGAGUUAUUGUUAUUGUGAUUUACAAUGUAAAUGUCUAUGUAUCGUUCUUUCUUAAAUGUUAUAUCAUGUUACUGUGCAAUAUGAAAUAUGUCAGUGUAAUAUCUAUAGCAUUGUUUCACUGUAGUGAAACUCGAUAUCUAUGCUAAGAAAAAUGCAAGACUGUCGGUCUCUGUUGUAGACUUAGGGUACAAAUGAUAUUAAUAUGCCAAACCAACAUGAUAUAAAUAUUCUUAAAUGUUAAACCAGUGGAGUGAUGGACUAGUCAUAUGAAAACACUGGACAUACACAUGCACAUGGACUUGAAUUCAAUAUAUUCUUUUGUAAACACAGUAGAUAAGUAGGUGUUUAUCAAGGGGGUCGUAAUCCGAUUUAUCAUCAGGUCAAUUGACCUUAGGAGCUUGUACUUUAUUAUGUUGUUGUUUUUUUAUUUUUCUACAAGUUCAUUACAUAACAUCCUUUCUAAGCACAAUUGCAGAAAAAUAUAAAGAUUUUCCAAUUGGUCCAAUUUUAUUUCACAUUUUUGUCCUUCAUGAAACAAUCUGUCAGGGUGAUGUUUUUUAUAACAAUCUUGUGAAACAGAAAUUAUAGAAUAUUCCUGUUUUCCAGGGUAAACAUUUAUUAGAAUUCUACUUAAAAUAUCAUCAGUCACAAGGUUCAUGACUGCAUGGUAUGAUACGAAUUAUCUGAACAUGUUAAUACUUAAUGUUGUGCAAGGAUCGUUUUGAUUGCACUUAAAGAGUUUUGAGGAAUGGCUGUACACUGAAUUUGUAACUUAAAGUUAAGUUUAUCGAUUGUAAUAAAUUUUGUCACAAGGUAUGCUAAAUAAAUGUUGCACCUAAAUAAGGCUUAUUACGGUUUGACAACCCUGAUAAAUAUAAAUAUGAUUGGCUCAUACCUUGGCUGACAUUAUCUUUUAUGCUAAUGCAGGCAAUAAGCUGCAAUAUUUAUACAAUAAAUGUGAAAGAAAAAUGGUAUUUAGAGUGAAUUGACGGCUUUGAAAAUUCAUCAUUAAACUGAAAUGAUGUGUCUGUCUGUAAGUUGUCUUGUAAGUUCUUGUGGAGUUACUUUUCAAAUUUACAUAAUUCUGUUACUAGUAUAUAAAUGAAUUGUACAUUACUGUUAAUAUUUGUUGAAUUAUAAUGUAAUUAUGUUGUCCAUUACAUAUUUUUCAAAUAAUUAAAUAUGCUUUCUUGUUCAUUGUUUGAUUAAAUUUGCUUUGUAUUCCACUGUAUAUAAUGUGCUUUGAUAAAACUAGCACAUGAUAUGUUGAUAAAAAGAGUGGUUUAUUUUCGUUUUGCCCGUUAUCAACAACUAAUAAACAUGCCAUUACUGGAAAUAGUGGCCACAAAUAUAAGUAUAAACACUAAGUCAUGUUAACAGUCAGGCCUUUCAGUGGCAGUUUCGUUAUUAUUUUUCAAAGAGUGCUCGCUUACCGUUUGUUUAACAUUUGAAUCAGUCUGUGUAAUUUUAUGUUACUUCCAGUACUUUUUUCCAUUUUACUGUGAUAUAAUACUGCAUUAUGUUUUUCCUAAACAUUUCUUAUACAUUUCAUUUGUUUAGUUAUACGCUACGUUUUGUCUUCUUUUUGUAUUUGUUAAUUAUUGUCAUAUUUAAAUGAAUAUUAAAUAAAGCUAAGCUGUAAGCGUU
This is a messenger RNA of Mya arenaria, 12491 nucleotides long. RefSeq names its product intermembrane lipid transfer protein VPS13A-like. Bases 211 to 10599 code for a protein of 3462 amino acids. The transcript has 83 exons. Gene Ontology annotation, cellular component: extrinsic component of membrane. The record is from RefSeq and is a predicted model, not a curated record. Lineage: Eukaryota; Metazoa; Mollusca; Bivalvia; Myida; Myidae. Gene Ontology annotation, biological process: protein retention in Golgi apparatus; protein targeting to vacuole.